Tarenaya hassleriana is the source of this 2989-nucleotide messenger RNA. Its product is annotated as type IV inositol polyphosphate 5-phosphatase 7. Gene Ontology annotation, molecular function: phosphatidylinositol-3,4,5-trisphosphate 5-phosphatase activity; inositol-polyphosphate 5-phosphatase activity; phosphatidylinositol-4,5-bisphosphate 5-phosphatase activity. NCBI's taxonomy places the organism in Eukaryota, Viridiplantae, Streptophyta, Magnoliopsida, Brassicales, Cleomaceae. The coding region runs from base 614 to 2425 and encodes 603 amino acids. The record is from RefSeq and is a predicted model, not a curated record. The transcript has 14 exons. Gene Ontology annotation, biological process: phosphatidylinositol dephosphorylation.
AAGAAGACUAAACGAGCUCUUAAUCUCUCUCUCUCUAGAAAUGUCUCUUGCUUUCUCUCUCUGAAAUCUGCCUCAUUGUCUGUCUGUCUGUGUCUACUUCAAGAAUCGUGUCUCUUCCACACUUUUACUUAUUUUAUUAACACACAGACUCUCUCUCUCUCUCCAUCUUUCCUUUCCUUCUCAUUCCAUCAUCAACUAUUAAACCUCCCCUCGAAAAAUAACCCCUCAUUUGUUCUCUUGCUUUGCCUCUGUAAGUGUCUGAGGAAGUCUGUGAAUCAAAACCCAUUUCUUAGUUCUGUCCGAUAGAGAGAGAGAGAGAGAGAGAGAGAAAGAAUCCAGAUUUUUGCUUGUUUCGUUUGGUCUGCCUGGUCCAGUGAGUGGAAAAAAGAAGCCAUUUUUCGUAAAGUUUGGGAAAUUUCAUCGUUCUGGCAAAGGAUUGGAAAAAAAAAAAAACAAAACCCAAUUUGUUUCAAACGAUUCGGUUCGAUUUGUUUUGUCAUUUGGGGAUUCAGGGUUUUUGCACUUCGUCGUUUUCGUAUGGAUCGAAUCUCCGUUCGGUGAUUCUAAGGAAAGGAGAGAGAGAGAGAACAGAAGCAAAGAAGAGCCAGCGACAAUGAGAGAUGACAGCUCCAAGAAAAGCAAGCUUUCCUGGUCCAAGAAAAUGGUUAGGAAAUGGUUCAACAUCAGAAGCAAAACAGAGGAGUUUCAAGCAGAUGAUCCUGUUUCUGGGGGAGUUGAAGUGGAGUACAGCAGAACUAGCUUCUCAGAGAGAGAGGCCUCCACAGUCAAGAAGACCAAAACUGAGAAAUUGAGUAAGAACUGGGAGCAACAGGCUCGACAAAGGAGAAUGAACUAUGAAAAUCCUAGGAUCAUCGAUGUCCAGAACUACAGCAUCUUCGUAGCCACAUGGAAUGUAGCAGGACGCUCGCCUCCUGCGGACUUGAACCUCGACGACUGGCUUCUUUCAUCAGCCCCUGCAGAUAUAUACGUACUCGGAUUUCAAGAGAUUGUUCCUCUUAACGCUGGAAACGUUCUUGGAGCCGAAGAUAAUGGCCCCGCCAAGAAAUGGCUUUCCCUCAUCAGGAAGACGCUCAAUAACCGUCCUGGGACCAGCGGAAGCAGCCACUGUCACACCCCGUCUCCUAUUCCCGUGCCCGUCGCAGAGUCGACAGUUGACUUCUCCGGCUCGUCGAGGCAAAUGAACUCUACUUUCUUCCACAGGCGAUCUUUCCAGACCCCGAGCAUAUGGAGAAUGGAGAAUGACCCUUCUGUCCCCCAGCCACGGCUCGACCGCCGUUUCAGCGUCUGUGACCGCGUCUUCUUCAGUCACAGACCAAGUGACUUUGAUCAUAGUUUUAGGUGGAAUGGUGGUAGUAGCCACAGACCUAGUGAUUAUUCCAGACCUAGUGAUUUCUCUAGACCAAGUGAUUAUUACCCUACCAGGCCGAGUGAUUAUUCACGCCCGAGCGAUUAUUCGAGGUGGGGUUCUUCGGAUGACGACAAUGGCCCGGGGGAUUCCCCAAGCACUGUCUUGAACUCACCAGGUUCAUGUGGUGGUUCUGCAUCGAACGAAAAUGGCUGCAGAAUCCCAUGGAAUUCGUCGCAGUAUUGUUUAGUGGCGAGCAAGCAAAUGGUGGGUGUUUUUCUUACAGUAUGGGUGAAGAGCGAGCUGAGAGAGCACGUCAAGAACAUGAAAGUAUCUUGUGUUGGAAGAGGAUUGAUGGGUUAUCUCGGGAACAAGGGAUCGAUCUCGGUUAGCAUGUUACUGCACCAGACGAGCUUUUGCUUCAUCUGCAGCCACUUGACGUCGGGCCAGAAAGAAGGCGACGAGCUUAGGAGAAAUGCAGAUGUAAUGGAGAUACUCAAGAAAACGAGAUUUCCACGCGUUCAUAGUUCAGAGGAUGAGAAAUCUCCCGAGACAAUCCUUCAGCAUGAUCGGAUAAUUUGGCUGGGGGAUCUGAAUUACCGGAUAGCCCUCUCGUAUCGGUCUGCCAAAGCGCUCGUCGAGAUGCAAAACUGGAGGGCUUUACUGGAAAAUGAUCAGUUAAGGAUAGAGCAGACACGAGGGCGUGUCUUCAAGGGAUGGAGAGAAGGGAAGAUCUACUUCCCGCCGACGUACAAAUACUCUACCAACUCCGACCGAUAUGCUGGAGACGAUAUGCACCCAAAGGAGAAACGCCGAACCCCUGCUUGGUGCGAUAGGAUAUUGUGGCAUGGCGAAGGGCUGCACCAGUUAUCAUACAUAAGAGGGGAGUCCCGAUUCUCGGACCAUAGACCGGUGUAUGGCAUAUUCUGUGUGGAGGUGGAGUCGGCUCACAACAGGUUGAAACGAACCACGAGUUACUCUACCUCCUCUCGGAUCCAAGCCGAGGAGCUCUUGCCCUACUCUCCCGGCCCCGGAUACACCGAGCUCAGCUUUUUCUAGACCCAACCGGGCAUAGCCAUCAUGAGCUGUCAAGGAGAUUGAAGUCCAUAAAACUGGCGUGGUCCUGAGAUUCAAGUAGAAACUGUUUAUGUCAGCAGAAUCUUGAACACGACAUGCCGAUCUGACAUAUACAACGGGGUGAGCAAUGGCGUUUAAAGUUGCUUCGAUCCUUGAAGGGCGAUGAUGAUGGAGACGUUACACUGCCCCCUCCUCUUAACCGCCAAGUGACAAAAGGUGUAAAAACGUUCAUAAUUUCUGUAUUUGCUUAACCGGCUUCGCAUACCGGCGGUUCCCGGGUACGACCCGGUUUGCCAUUUCUCUGGUUUUGCCAACUUUUGGUGGUGAACUUCAUUAGAUUUCACGGCUUCGUAAUUAGAAUAUGAACUGACCCAAUCAGAAACUGCCAAGUGGAACAGAUGGACGUUCUUUUAUUCUUCAUUCAUUCUUUUGUUUAGAAUUUAGUGUAUAUUUUGUUUUUCUUUCAAGUGUUCUCCCGAGACAAUCAUAUUGUAAUGCUUAUUCUAUGGUUUAUAUGUAACAUCAAUUAUAUUAUAUUUUUUUAAA